Messenger RNA from Pyricularia grisea, 1641 nucleotides. RefSeq lists its product as uncharacterized. NCBI's taxonomy places the organism in Eukaryota, Fungi, Ascomycota, Sordariomycetes, Magnaporthales, Pyriculariaceae. The record is from RefSeq and is a predicted model, not a curated record. The coding region runs from base 289 to 1440 and encodes 383 amino acids. Gene Ontology annotation, biological process: transmembrane transport. The transcript has 2 exons.
GGCGCCGUUGCUAGAGAACAAGAACUUAUUCUAGACCUAGAACACAGGCGCUUGGACUAACGUACAAAACAACUUUUUUUUUCAUCCUGACGGCACACAACACAAAAGAAGCAACACUCUUAUUGCUCGUUCACAAAUUAAACCCCUACCUCGGAAUGUUUUCAUAACCGUCGUAGUCGCCAAGGUAGCACCCCUCAAGAGAACAAACCUUUUGCGCGCCCGCCCGUCCCUUCUUUUUUCUCAUAUCUGCUACAUCGGAUCGACGGAUCCAACGGGUCGCGGGGCGGAAUGCCGCCUGCGCAUGCAAGCCAUGCCUCAAUGCCAGGUAUCUCACAUCAAGACCAACCACCAAAGGAUAUCGACUAUGCCGAGGUGAUCGCGCAACCGCUUGCGCCCCAGAAGCGCAUUGUCGACAAGCAAAGCUUUGAAUAUGCGUGGCGAUCCGGGGUCGCUGGUGGGCUGGCCGGGUGUGCGGCAAAAACGGUCGUCGCCCCCCUCGAUCGCGUCAAGAUCCUCUUCCAGUCGAGCAACCCCCAGUUCGCGAAAUAUUCAGGUUCAUGGGCCGGAGUUGCCGAGUCCUUGAGGGUCAUACAUGGCCAGGAGGGCGCGCAAGGUCUCUUCCGCGGCCACUCGGCCACAUUGAUGCGAGUGUUUCCGUAUGCCGCCAUCAAGUUUCUCGCCUAUGAGCAGAUCCGAUCGGCUAUAAUCCCGGACCACAACCACGAGACCCCGCUCCGCCGACUGGUUAGCGGAUCGCUGGCCGGUAUUACAUCAGUGUUUUUCACAUACCCUCUCGAGGUGGUGCGGGUGCGCUUGGCGUUUGAGACAAAGCGCGAGGGCCGCUCGUCACUCGUCGAAAUAUGCAAAAAGAUAUACCACGAACAACCAGUUGCGCCGAAGCCACUGGCCUCCAACCUGGCUGCAUCCACAGGAGGUCAAGCGGCUGCAUCGACGCAAUCAGUACUGGAAGCGGCGGUGCCGAGAUCUGGAUUGGCCAACUUUUAUAGAGGGUUUUCCCCGACUAUGCUGGGCAUGCUUCCCUACGCAGGCAUGUCGUUCCUGACGCACGACACGUGCGGCGACAUCCUGAGGCGGCCGUUCCUGGCCAAGUGGACUACGUUACCACAACCGGAAAACGCCACGCCGGGCAAGCCGGCGCCGCUCAGGUACUGGGCGGAGCUUCUGUCGGGUGGAAUCGCAGGCCUCGUGUCGCAGUCUGUUUCGUACCCGUUGGAAGUCAUACGACGGCGCAUGCAGGUUGGAGGUGCCGUAGGAGACGGACGUAGGCUGCGCAUCGCCGAGACGGCGGGCUUGAUUAUGAAGGAAAAGGGUGUACGUGGGUUCUUUGUCGGGCUGACGAUUGGCUACGUCAAAGUGGUACCCAUGGCUGCAGUGGCUUUCUACACGUAUGAGCGUUUCAAGCUUUGGUUUGGGAUCUGACAAUAUUAUUUUCCUUGCGUUUUACUCGGUGCAGGUGCAGGAAUAUAUAGAACCUGCUUUCGGAGCGGAUUAUAAGUCGCAUACGGGAGGGACAAUCUGGGCGUUUGUUGGAGGGGUUUUCUGAGAUAUAAAGAUGUAGCGGAUUACAGUUAGGUAAGGUAGACUGGGUGCCUAAUAUAUCGACAGGCUUGAACAAAAUAA